This is a messenger RNA of Engraulis encrasicolus (European anchovy), 8494 nucleotides long. RefSeq names its product unconventional myosin-X-like. Gene Ontology annotation, biological process: regulation of cell shape; signal transduction; cytoskeleton-dependent intracellular transport. Lineage: Eukaryota; Metazoa; Chordata; Actinopteri; Clupeiformes; Engraulidae. The record is from RefSeq and is a predicted model, not a curated record. The transcript is spliced from 54 exons. Gene Ontology annotation, molecular function: plus-end directed microfilament motor activity; ATP binding; phosphatidylinositol-3,4,5-trisphosphate binding. Gene Ontology annotation, cellular component: filopodium; myosin complex; cytoskeleton. Bases 1839 to 8390 code for a protein of 2183 amino acids.
GAAAAGUUCAUUUCGCUAGGACAACACACCGAAAACGUUUCCUCAAACAAACUUUCCCAUAACGCGCUUUGUGUCCAUGUUCGCGUGUAAUUUGGGGAGUUUCACCAAAACACGUUGACGCUUCGCGAGAACCAGCACCGACACCGGGCAGUUACAGUACAGGCGGCCGGGAACUCGGGACUCAACAGCCUGGGAGAACACUGUAAAGCACGUCGAUCGGGAACAAAAGAGGAGCUUCGCCUGGUUGUCAAACACGGGACGCGGCUACAAGGUUGUCAACAGUGCAGACAGAGGCGAGGUGUUGCCUGUUGAGCAGCACGAGUGAGAACUGUGUCUACUGGUAGGCAACAAGACAGGUAAAGAUGCCGGGAUAGGGGCUGAUUCUGGAUGUUGUGGAGUGAGGACAUUACACACUUGAAAAUAUUUUUUUUGCGAGACUGUUUUUUUUGGUCGAAAAAGAUUGUGCACAUCCCCAGAAAAAAAGUACAGGACAAAAGUCGACUGGUGAGGAGUGAGGAGUGAACACACUUGGGAUCCUUGUUUUGUGUGCAUGUGUCAGAUUUUAUUCUAUUGGCAGAGGUAACAUGAAGGUUUUGUCUUCGGCGUUGUCUGUUGGUUCCAUAACCGCUGCGUAAAAUGGACUGAACAAUGAGCUCUUCUUCAACAGACUGUUGUUAGUUUCUUGAAAUGUAUGUCGUGGUUGUGGUUGUGAGACGUAUGGAUCCUCUUCACAUUACUUUUCCAAAGAAGGAAAAUGUUUCUCUGCAUGUGGCGACUUCUCCAGCUGUGUGCUAUGUGCAACAAUACAAGGAACAGCGAUGCAGUAUGCUAACUAGUCUAUGAAGUUUCACAUGACUUUCCUAAACACGACAGAGUGUGUAACUUGUCCAAAUUAGCUCUGCCUCUGUGUGUGAAGGGGAAAAACACAAAACAAGGAUCCGCGAGGAACUAACUAGUCAUGGAUACAAUUUGAUAGGCCUAGAAGGAGUUUUAUUUGUCACGUGCAUAGAGUUAGAACGUGCAACAUGCGGUGAGGUUGGAGUUCUGCGGAUCUUUGAAUGGCUUUCAAACACACGACCAGGACUGAAGCUUCACAGCGAGGAAAUCAGUUGUCGACUUUGCAGGCCUGAUGCGGAGGGCUGAAAUAGGGAAAGUAGCUUGAUACUGUUAUUUGAUUGAACGAACAUUAAAGCAAGACGUUUCGUGUGUCACCUUUCCAUGUCAUUCUGAAACAAACACGAAACGUCAAAAAGCUUUAUUUGCUCUGUGUUCCAGAACGCCUUCUAACCAAAACCAAAGCAUCCUCCCUGAUAUAGAACAAGGAAAAGGGACAAAAACCAAUGCACUAUCAUUUAGUUUACCAAAGAUUAAAACAAAAAGACCUAAUUUUCAUAGGCUUGGUUAUAGGCCCUAUAGCCCAAACAUUUUGAAAGACUCCAAGGCCUUUUGGAAUAGCCUUCAUCAGGGAAUGUUCCUGUUUUUUUUCCAAAACAAGGAAACUAAGUGGGGACUUCAUUUGAAAGUCAAAGCGAAUCCGGAUAUUUUUUCAUUCAUUCACUGACUCCCAUCGUCCAUUUUACCUCAAGACACAAGGCAGAGGGAGCAACGCACGAGCGUAAAGAAAGUAUUCCGUUACUUUUUGGAAAUGGAUUAGCCUCAUUAGGACGCUUGAAACCCCGCAACGGAGCCGGAUAUAUUCAUUCAUUCGUCCAUUUUUUCCAAAGGCAAAACCGAGAGGGCAAAAACUAAAAUCCGAAAACUAUAAGGAAAGAAGAUAUAUGGAUCAAUCUGGACUGUAAUCUGGACCGUUUGGCGCUUUGGCGAACCGUCAGACAAUCAUGGAGCUACUUCUUCGAGAGGGGUCGCGUGUGUGGCUGAAGGAGGAUGGCGUGUACCUGCCGUGCUCCAUUCGCACCUGUGCAGAGGGCGUGGUCACCUUCGCCUGUGACUACGGAGAGGUCUACACGUAUAAGGUCAAGGCCUUGACUAACCAGCGCGUGAGUGCAAUGCCCUCAGAAUGCCACCAGGGGGUGGAAGACAUGUCCACAUUACAGGACCUCCAUGAAGGAGCCAUACUGCACAACCUGCACCUCAGAUACACACAGCAGCACAUCUACACCUACAUUGGUUCGAUCCUGGUAGCGGUGAACCCCUGUGUGUGUGUAUCCAGCAUGUACGACACGGCGGCUAUUCAGCGCUACAGCACCGCGCCAGUUGGAGCGGACACAAACCCCGCCCACAUCUACGCGCUGGCCAACCAGACGUACCGGGCGCUAUGGCAACACCAUGACAACCAGUGUGUGCUCAUCAGCGGUGAGAGUGGUGCAGGUAAAACGGAGUCGACGAAGCUCAUCUUGCGUUUUCUGUCGGCCGUUAGUCAAUCCCAUCAGAGUCCCAAGACGACGCCUGUCAAUCAAACAUGUCCGAACGCACACACACACGUGGAGGAUGUCAUCCUAGAUAGCAGUCCUGUGUUGGAAGCCUUUGGCAACGCCCGCACAGCCCAUAACAACAACUCCUCCAGGUUCGGCAAGUUUAUCCAGCUCCACUUCGGUCGCCGCGGCAACAUCCUGAGUGGACAAAUCACACACUACCUACUGGAGAAGAAUCGUGUGGUGCGUCAGAAUCCCGGUGAGAGGAACUACCACAUCUUCUAUGCCCUGCUGUCAGGAGUCACCGAUACACAGAGAGAGUCGCUGUGUCUGCUGCCGGUCGAAAAGUACCGCUACCUCAACCAAUCAGGUUGCUCGGAAGAGGACACACUAAACGACACAAACACCUUCCAAGCAGUCAUGAGUGGUCUGAAGACACUGCAGCUUUCGGAGGCGUGUGUGGAGAACGUUCUCCGCGUGCUUUCAGCUGUCCUGCUGGUCGGCAAUGUGCAGUUCCUGACAGCAGGGGGCGCCCAGGUCUCAACAGGCACAGUAUUAGGCCACUUGUCCGACAUGCUGCGUGUUGAUUGGUCGGUUCUGUCGGAAGCCCUGACCCAGCGUUCCAUGAUCCUGAGAGGAGAACACAUCAGCACACCGCUGACUAUAGAACAGGCGGAGGAGUCUCGCGACUCAUUGGCCAUGGCCCUCUACUCCCGCCUAUUUGAUUGGCUGCUGGGCUACAUCAACAGGCGUAUCCAUGGCAACCGGGAUCACCGCGGCAACCAUCACCAUGACAACGGCGGUAACCGUGCCAACCAUCAUGAUGACACCCUCUCCAUAUGCAUACUGGACAUCUUCGGCUUCGAGAACUUUGAGGUGAAUCGGUUUGAGCAGUUCAACAUUAACUACGCCAAUGAGAAGCUUCAGGAAUACUUCAAUAAACACAUCUUCUGUCUGGAACAACUGGAGUAUAACAGGGAAGGUCUGGAGUGGGAGAGCGUGAGCUGGAACGACAACGGCGAAUGCCUUGACCUCAUAGAAACGAGGCUGGGUCUGCUGGCCUUGCUGAAUGAGGAGAGCCACUUCCCCCAAGCCACCGACACCACCCUAUUGGAGAAGCUGCACACACAACAUGGAAGGAAUUCCUUCUAUGUGAAACCCAGAGUGGCAUCUCACCACUUCGGCAUCAAGCAUUACGCCGGCGAGGUUCUGUAUGAGGUUGGGGGCUUCCUUGAGAAGAACAGAGACACCUUCAGAGACGACCUGCUGGGCCUCCUGAAGCAGAGUCGGUCGGAUUUCGUCUACGAGCUGUUCGAGAGAGUCCCCUACCAGAAUGUGGAGUCUUUGAGGAGCUCCAAACACGGGCGCCUCACAGUCAGCUUACAGUUUAAGAAUUCUCUCCACUCUCUGAUGACCACCCUCAGUGCUUGCAGUCCCUCGUUCGUCCGCUGCAUAAAACCCAACAACAAUAAGCUCCCGGGGCAAUUUGAUUGGCCACUGGUGCUGAAGCAGCUGAGGUACUCCGGGAUGCUGGAGACAGUGAGGAUUCGGAGAAGAGGACUGCCCAUACGCAGAGCCUUCCAGGACUUUCACACAAGGUAUAGAAUGUUGCUGAAGGGGUGUGGCCUAACAGAAGUGGGUGGGGCCAAUGCUUGGUGUAGUCAGUUGCUCCGCCUACAUUCAACCGCCGCCAGCCAAUCAGAAUGGCAGAUUGGAAAAACCAAGGUGUUUCUAAAGGAGAGCUUGGAGGGGCUGCUGGAGGCUAAGAGGGACUCUGCUAUGGUCAAGGCAGUCACAGUACUGCAGGCACAGGUGUCAGGAUACCUACAGAGGAAGCGGUUCCGCCACCUGCUGCAGUGCAUUGUGGUCCUGCAGAAGAGCUUCCGCACGUUGCUAUGGAGACGACGCUACCUCUGCGUGCGCCAGGCCGCCGUGGUGUUCCAGAAGGUUCAACGAGGACGAGCGGCACGCCGCGAAUACAAGGUCCUGCUGGAGCAGCGGAAGAGAGAAGAGGAGAGGAGGAGAGAAGAACUGGCGGAAGAGAGGAAGAGAAAGGAGGAGGAUAUGGAGGAGAGGAGGAGAGAAGAGGAGGAGGAGAGCAAGAGAAGAGAGGCGGAGGAGGAGGAGAGGAGAAAAGAAGUGGAAGCAGCUCUCGUUCGACAAAGCUUACCUGGAGUAGAUGAACAGCCCGUCUCACCAGAUAUGGACUGGGAUUUGCCCCCGCCCCCACCGCCACCCCCACAGCCAAUAGAAGACGAGCAAUGGUUGCCGGGUGACCUACUACCAGUGUUGUUGCCGGGCGAAGAGGCUUCGAUGUCGUGGUUGCUUAGCAACGCCAAUGACAACGACCACAACAGCGUUUCGGUUGCCGAGGGCGACGGCGAGGCGUGGCAGGUGGAGGAGAUCCUGCGUCUGGAGCGGGAGAUGGAGCGUCUACGCCGCCGCAUGGAGCUGACAGAGAGGAGCCUGGGGGCGGAGUCACUACAGAGGCUCAAGAGGCUACGAGACCUCAGGCUACGCAAACUGGAGUCGGAGGCGGACCGUGCUGCUCAGCACUUCCUGUCUGCCCUCAACUUCCAUGAGAUCGACGAGUGCGUGCGCGGGAUCGAGAGCGCGGGAGGGGUUGGCAUGGCAACCGGAGGAGGGAGGGAACAAGAGGAGGAAGAGAGGAGGAGAAGAGGAGGAGGUGAAGACGUGGAUGAAGGACUAGGGGCGGACGACUCCUCACCAAAUCCAAGUGAAUCUGAAGGCCAGCGGGGGAGCAGCCUCAUCGGGGAGGAGGAGGAGCUCUACGCCAUGCUCUCCACCAAUCACGUGGCUCCAUUCAACCACAUGGCCCCCUUCCCCACCAAUCAGCACUUGUUGUCAACCAAUCGCGAUGCAGCUUUCGCAAUCAGCCCAGUCGGCACGUCAGAGGAGGAGGAGGGGCUUAUACCUCCCGAUGACGAAUCGGAAGCUGAGGACGACGACGUCACCGUGGAAGCCAUGCAUUUGUUGACGGACAGCGGUAACCGGUGGCAACAGCAGAGGGAGUCUGUGGCAACCAGCAUAGCGACCACGUCCAGGACGACAAGCUAUUACAGCUCUGAGGCAUCGGUGGAGGGGAGUGACGAUGACUUUGAGAUCUCGGACUCGGACUCUCUGGGGAGGCGGGACUCUGUCUACAGCUCCGUCAGCCUGCCCUACUUCCACAGCUUCCUCUACAUGAAAGGUGGUGUGCUGGGCUCUUGGCGUCGGCGUUGGUGUGUGCUACGCGACGAGUCGUUGCUAUGGUUUCGCGCCAAACAAUCAGCCCUCAAACAAGGUUGGCUGCGCAAAAAAGGGGGUGGGACCAGUUCCACGCUCUCGCGACGCAAUUGGACGCGCCGCUGGUUCGUACUGCGCCACUCCAGUCUGCUCUACUACCUGACCGACAAGGAGGAGAAGCUCAAAGGGGCACUUGACCUCCGACUGGCCAGGGAGGUGUUUGAGUGUCCCGACAGGGUGAAUGGGAUCGACGUCGUCAUGCCAGACAGGACAUACCACCUCACAGCUGAGGAUGCAGAGGAUGCCAGUUUGUGGUUUAGCGUGCUGAGUCAGGUUCAUGGCUCUACAGAGGAAGAGGUCCGAGAAAUGGCCGCCGAGCAGGCCAACCCCCACAACGCAGUGGGAUCUCUGGAUGUGGGCAUGAUCGACUCAGUGUGUGCCUGCGACACGCCAGACAGGCCCUUCUCCUUCGUGCUGCAGUUCUCCCAGAGGAUUCUAGAAUGCCGGGCGGACAGUGCGGAGGAGAUGCACCACUGGAUCGCACUUCUACAGCGCACCAAAGGAGACGCCAAGGUGGAGGGACAGGAGUUCCUCAUGAGAGGCUGGCUGUACCGGGGGGCGUGUUCUUCAUCCUCUGUGGUGGGGGGCGUGGCCAAGCAGCUGCGACGCCGUUGGCUGGUGCUCACCCACUCCUCAUUGGACGAAUACUCCAGUAGUCAAUCGAAUGCGCCGAAGAGAUCUUCUCUCCUAUUGGCUAGCCUGUGUACCCUGACGUACACACACACCCCAGCAGGUGAUUGGCACGUGUGUGUGUACGGCCGGAAACAGGAGUGUGUGCUGGUGUUUAAACUGCAGAGCGAGGCACAGAGGUGGGCGGCGGCCAUUCAGAAUGUGAUUGACAGCAAGCCCCCAGUGGAGACCCACACACAGCAGCUGAUGCAGAGCAUCAAGGAGAACAGUCUGAACCCGGAGCUUGUGGAGCAGAUCUAUCUUCGCAACCCGCUGCUGAGACACAGCAGACACCCGUUACACACCUCCCUACUGGCUCUGCCAUACGGACCAGUGGACGGUCUUCGUUCUGGUGGCAAGUUUCGAAGGUCCUCCUCCCUCCAAUCAGAGGCCGUGCGGAUGUUCAACAUCCUCCUUCAACUGGAGGAAGAGGAGAGAGGGGGCAUGUCCAAGGACCCGGUGCCGGCCAUCCAAUCGCUGCUCCAGAUGGCUUGGAAGCCCCUCCCACUGAGGGAGGAGCUUAUCUGUCAGCUGCUCAAGCAAACGAGUGGUGACUCCGCCCCCCUCAGCAACUGGCGAAUCCUGGCGUGCGUCUGCUGCAACUUUGGCCCCGCCUCCAGGAGCCUACUCACACACCUGAAGUUUCACCUCAAGAGAGCGAGGGAUGACCCCAGGGUCUCUCGGCUGGCCUCCUUCUCCUAUGAGGCUCUGCGGCGCGUCUGUUCGCGUCCCAGGGAGUGCGUCGGCUCGCGGGCCGAGUUGGCGGCCAUCUUGAAACUGUCUCCCCUGGACACGGUGAUCUACACGCAUGGGGGCGGAGCCUGCAAGAUCAGCGUGGACUCGCACACGACCGCCGGCGAGGUCGUCCAAAAGCUUCUGAGGGGUCUCCAGAUGGAGGACUGCAAGAACCUCUUCUCCCUCUUCGAGGUCCAAACGAGCCAAUCAGCAGCCUUGAUGGAUGGCAUUGGCCAACCGAAUCGCUCGAUCGAAUCGCUCAGCCAAUGGGAGCGAGCCGUUGACAGCCGCACCGUCCUGGCCGACGUCCUGGCAAAGUUUGAGAGGAGGGCAGGGGGAGCCGUCGAGUCUCCAGGCUACAAGCUCUACUUCAAGCUGUACUGCCAUCUGGACAGCCAGAGCGUCUUGCCCAGCUCCAUGGAGUAUGCCUUCAUGUUCGAACAGGCCCAUGAGGCGGUGGUUCGUGGUCAGUAUCCGGCCCCAAUGGAAACGCUUCAAGUCUUAGCAGCCCUCAGACUACAGUACCUAUUAGGGGACCACACUACCCAGCAUGCACCACUGCAGGAAGAUGCCACUGCUCAGGGCUCCUCCUCCUCGGCGCCGGAGGACUCCAAGUCCCAGAAUGCACCAGCAGCAGCACCAGUAGCAGCACUUCCUGAUCUGGAGCAGCUGUUUCCUGUUGAGCGGCUGCGUAGUCGUCUGCACGGCGUCCAGCGCUCCUCAUCCAGCUCCAGCAGCGGCAGCAAUACAGCACGCAGGAAGAGCUCCUCCUCUUUCCUGGAGGGCACUCUACGCCGCAGCCUCCGACGCAGCCGCACCCGGUCACAAGACGAGGAGGAGUCCCAGCAGGAGGAGGCGUGGCUUCAACAGCAAGUGGCCACGGUGCGGGCGAGCGUGCAGGAGAAGUGGGCGCGCAUGACAGGUCUCUGCCAGCAGGGGGCAAUGCUGAAGUACAUGGACAUCGUGCGAGAGUGGAAAGGCUUCGGCUGCAGUCUCUUCAACGUACAGUCUGCGGAGGGGGCAGCGGCUUCGUACCCGCGUGAGCUCUGGUUGGCCGUGGGGCCCGAGCACGUGGGCGUGUACAAGAGGGGAGAGGCGUGGCCUGUGGAGCUCCUGACCUAUGAUGUCAUCCUGUCCUUUGGGGCGCCCCAACCCGACCAGCUCUGCAUCUGGGUCAAAGAGAGACAACUCUGCUUCUACACCGAACAGGUGGUGGACAUCGCACGGCUCAUGAAGACCUACAUCAGCCUCAUCGUCAAGAGGCGGGUCAGCAGCUGUCAAUCAAGCGGUUACCAGGGCAACCAGUAGAGUGACCAAUAGAGUGGCCCCUAGCCAUGUACAAAAACAUCUUUCACCUCCUACAAACUUGGAUGGUCUGGAAUCUGAGUCUUACUGGUGCAAAUAGACCAAGC